GUCGAAUGUAGCCACCCAAGUUGGCAAGUUUUCUAGGCGUUAUGACAAACGUCCCAUUUCCAUUAAGAAAACUAAAGCUCAUGAGGUGUUCAAGCCACAGAAACCCUACAUAGCAUGUGCUGACUGCCCUGUUAGCCAUCAUCAGCCAGAUAAUCAUAAGAUAGGGAAAAAGAAGUAAAUAAAUUAAAUACUAAACCCGGAGCAAGAAAGCUCUUUGAUAAGAAAGAGACGAAAGCACCUGUAGGCCUUCUUUGUAAGAGAAAGUCAAAUAUGGUAGACGAAGCUCCUAGGGGUAGGCCUAAUUGGUGCCAAGUGGAAAGCCAAUUUUAUCGAAUCCCUAAUUCUAGACAAACAGCACAGCAAGGUAGUAGGUAUUGUUCUGCACAUCCACUACGUAAACCCCUUGUCAACCAGCCCACUUCUAAUAUUCUGUCGACUGAAAGUUAUAGAAAAUACCCCAAACAUCGGCCACAGACCACAUUUAGCAAGCCAACAGAACCCAUUCAUAUAUCUUAUGUGUCUAGUGGGGAGCAUGUGCCGAUUUCUGCACAAAACUUGCCAUGGUCUGAUGAAUACCAGAAACAGAUACCAACACUUCAUUCUUAUACUGGCAACAAAUUACCGAAUACACAUAUCGGUUAUACCUUAGGGCAGGAUUUUCACCAGCGUCAGUUAACAGAAACACCUGGAAUCAUGCAUAUAGCACGCAUGAUAUCGGAUCAAUUCCUUGCUGGCAUAGCGAACAGUCUACAGCUAGGGCAAGGCAUAUUUCCCGGGAGAUAGCUGACACAGUGUCGACACCAAACGCGGAUACUAAUAUCUCUAAAAUAUUAAUAUCUGAUUAUCACACAGGUGUCUCUCACUGCAUACCAUAUCCAAACGUAAGCCCAUCCCUGACUACC
Trichobilharzia regenti is the source of this 902-nucleotide messenger RNA. The record is from the annotation of a GenBank genome assembly. Lineage: Eukaryota; Metazoa; Platyhelminthes; Trematoda; Strigeidida; Schistosomatidae.